AGUGGGGACACAGGGACAGGCACCGAGGACAGAGGUGCCCGCCUGUCAAAAUGCCCAUCCUGAAGAGCCUAGGGGUGGCAGACCCUAAGGUGCCCCGGGCAGGGACUCUGCCCCUGAGGUCCUCUCGGAACCCCUUCGAGGACAUUCCAGGGCUGGAAGAAGAAUCUGGGGAGCUGGGGACUCUGCCCAAUGGAACGUCUUGUCACCGCCGCGCCACCCUGGAGAAGCUGGCAGGCUUGUCCCCUUUCCGGCUGGGCUGGGCCCCAGGCCGACGGGUAGGCAGUCCCGGGGAUGGGCCACCGCGCUCCUUCCUGGGCCGCGUGCUGCCCCCGGGGCUCCGAAGGAGCUCAGCAGACUUUGGCCUCCUGGCCCGGCUGCAGGGGACACGCGCCCACAGUGACGAGGAGGGGCCUGGGGAGGCUGCCCGGAGACUGGCCUUCCUGCGCCUGGGGCGUGGGCCCAAGCCUCGGCGGGCAUCCCUGGCUGAGAGGGUGGUCCCAGCCGGGGAAGCUGCUCCUGAGCCCCCACCCAAGGUCCCAGAGCCCCCAAAGAUGAAGGAGCCAUUGUCAGUGCUGGAGAUCCUGAGCUUGAUCCAGCAGCGCGAGCUGGCGCGGGCCGACGAGCACAUCUUGGAGCUGGAGGCGGAGGAGCUGGCGUCGUCGGGGGGCGCGCCAGGGCCGCCGGUGGCUGAGGGCGCGAGCGGGGGCCGCCGAGCGCGGGACGUGGCGCUGCUGUACGAGGCCCUGCAGCGCGAGCUGUGGGCGCUGGUGCGCGAGACGCUGGCGGGACCCGGGCCCGGCGCGGGCGCAGGGGCGGGCGCAGUGGCGCAGCUGGGCCAGGUGCUGGUGCAGGAGGAGGCGGCCGAUGGGCGCCGGGGGCCCGGGGCGGCCCGCAAGCUGCGCGCCCGCUGGGCGGAGGCCGUGGCCCGAGCCGCGCGAGAGCGCCUGGAGGCGGCAGCGCCCGGGGCGCCCGGGGGCCUGGCCGGGCAGCUGGAGGCUCUGCGGGCGCGGCUGCUGGAGGACAUGGCCGUGGUGCGCGGCCGCCUGGCACCCGCCUACCCCGCCGGCCUGGGCGCUUUUGGCGUCUACCUGCGCGGCUAUCACGGCGCACUGGCAGAGUGGCUGGGGGCCUCCGCCCGCCGGAGGCUGCCGCUGGCGGACCGCUACGCCCUGCUGCACUGGCACAAUCAGGUGUACCCCAGGUGA
Urocitellus parryii (Arctic ground squirrel) is the source of this 1205-nucleotide messenger RNA. The record is from RefSeq and is a predicted model, not a curated record. Lineage: Eukaryota; Metazoa; Chordata; Mammalia; Rodentia; Sciuridae.